Molecule: messenger RNA, 2160 nt
Organism: Erigeron canadensis
Lineage: Eukaryota; Viridiplantae; Streptophyta; Magnoliopsida; Asterales; Asteraceae
Exons: 1
Coding region: 1-2160 (719 amino acids)
Source: RefSeq, a predicted model, not a curated record
AUGCAGUUGAACAAUCCUGAGGAUGCCGUGCCAUGGGUCGGGCUGUAUGUUUGCUUAGCAUCUUUAGUUUGCACUCUUGCCAUGGCAGCCGAUGCCUUCCAAGGCUUUCGGAAAAGGAAAAUAUGGUUUCCUUGUAGAUUUUUCACUCUCAAUGCUGCUUCAAUCACGGUGAUAGCGAUAGCAAUGAAGUUACCAGUGGACCUGACCACCAUCAAGCCCAAUCUAAGCACCGUUAUGCAUAACACUGAUGACGUCAACGCUAAGGUUUCUAGCAUCUUGUUCUUGAUCACCAUGUUAGCCAACUUUCUCCCUUCUUUCGGGCUUAUGAAUGACAGGGAACUUCUUUUUAACAUCUUGGCUUUGGGUAUUCUUAUAAUCACCAUUAUUGUUAAUGUAUGCAUUCAAAUGGCUACACAUGUCUUUUAUGUGCAUGAUGCUUUUAACUUAGUACCUGUUCUGUUCACAUUUUCGGUAGCAUUGACAGUUCCAGCAUCUAGAAGAAUCUUAGAACACCAAUACAGGGAGUUGCACGAAUUGGAUUCAAAUAAUCAAGAAAUCAGUUUCUCCUCGAAAGGACUCGUGCAUACUAUUAAAAAGUAUUGGAUGAUGUCAGAAACCGGUAACCCCCAAUUUGUGAUUGCUUGUUCACCAAUUUCUUGUGCUAUCGGGGUUGUAUGCCUAUUUAACGCUUCACAAGUAUGUGGGGUUCUAGUAGCUGAGCUCUUAAUGCCAUCAUACUUUUCAUACGGGCGAUCAGACUAUAAGUGGUCAAUAAAAUUAAUUAUUACCAUGCAGUUUAUUGGGGUUCUAGUAGGUAGUAUAGCGCCAACUUUCAGAUGCGUCACUUCUAUCAGUUAUUUCAAAAUCUCCAAAAAUUGGAGUGCGAAACAUCUCAACAUGUUCAGAGUCGAAAGACAAUGGACUCAAAAACUUCAUCAAUGGAAACGCAGUCAUAUCCAUUCACAUAUCCCAGGUCGCUAUUGCAAAAUAGCUUUUCAAGCUUUCAAAAAUGGCAUUUUGAAUUUUUUUAUAGCACUUCAGAUAAUGUUUGUGAUUAUAUGCAAAAUAAUAAGUUUAUUUCCCAAAUCAUGUCUGAUCUUAUUCUCGUGUGGCUGGUAUUUCUUCAAGUCUUGGUUGAAAAACUUUAAGAAGGCACCAAAUGUAUCUAAUACUGAUGCGAAUUCAGAGAUCAAAGAAUAUACAAGGUAUGCUCUACAAAUUGAAGAUGAUGCAGAGUUUUCAGAAAGAGUUACAAGAGAUGCGCUCAAAUCUAUAACCCAACUUCUUCAAGUGUCUAAUGAGGAGUCAAUCAAUCUUUUGAAGCUUUUACAUAAAUCUACAAGAUUUGAUGGAGUGAAACUGUUCCACAAUGACCAAGUUCCGCCUUUACACGCAGAAGAAACAAAAAAUUCAUGGAGUCUAGUAACGGUGACAUUAACAGCCAUUGCUCUUGCACUUCCUAACAUAGCAAACAACCAUAUCGAGGGGUUACUUGCUAGCAUGAAUGAAGGUUUAAAAUUUGUAAGGCAUGUUGAAGAAAGCCUUAAUCCAAAUACUGACUUGGUGAAGGCAAGAAAAGCAGCUAAAAGUGUGUGGACAGAAGUAGAAGUGUAUCGUACAUGGCUACAAAUCGAUCUUCAGAAAAAGGCUCAUAGAGGAAGAAAAUCAAAGGAGAUACUUCAAUGGUUGGGUGAUGAAGCAGUAAAGAUCGUGAUACAGCUUAAGAUCUGCAAAAAGCAAAUUCUAGAUCACUCACUUUAUAAGUUCUUAGCUGCAGGUUCCAUGUACAAAAGUAGCCAAAGUAUAUUGCUCCACUUCAACGAACAAGAAAAAUGGCCUAAUGAUGAAGAAGUUUUUGAGUGGAUAUCAAUUGUAAUAGCAGAUGUAUUGUGCGCUUGCCUUACCAACUUACCACGUGUCAUAAAAAUGAAGUGUCAUCACGAUGCAAUAGAGAAGAGGAGAGACAACAUUCGCUCUGCUGCUCUACUUCUUGGAAAGUCCAAAAAGAUUCUAAAGAUCCUUAAAGCGCGCCAACUUCCUCACUUAGAUAUGGACUCAAUGGCAUGCAUUGAUAAGUGGCAUGGUUACACUUCUUCAAACAGGGUUCAACCAGCUUCAUUAAAUUCUGAUAAAUUACUCAUUGUAUCUAUAAUGAAAUAA